Molecule: messenger RNA, 3882 nt
Organism: Tachysurus vachellii
Lineage: Eukaryota; Metazoa; Chordata; Actinopteri; Siluriformes; Bagridae
Gene: xpc
Product: xeroderma pigmentosum, complementation group C
Exons: 14
Coding region: 113-2827 (904 amino acids)
Biological process (GO): mismatch repair; nucleotide-excision repair
Cellular component (GO): nucleotide-excision repair factor 2 complex; cytoplasm; XPC complex
Molecular function (GO): damaged DNA binding; single-stranded DNA binding
Source: RefSeq, a predicted model, not a curated record
AGUUACAUAAGCAGCUACACACACACACACACACACACAGAGACACAGACUGCACGCCACGCUGUUUAACUUUAUAACUUUAAAGGAAACGGAUAACUAGCCGAAAGCUAACAUGGCUAAACAUAAACACAGGGCAGAUGCUGUUGUGACUGAAAAGGAGCGCAAAAAGGAGAAGAGUCGUUGUGUUAAGAAGAGAAAAGCUGCUGCCAAAACGCCGAGCAUCAAAGACAAGGGUACCAAAGCCAAAAAUAUUGCCAAGUCCACCAAGCCCAGAGGCCAAGCUUCAAAAAAGGCACAUAAGCCAACGGAUGGACAGAAGAGCAAAUACUUCAGUGAGCCAUUAAAAGAAGAGCCUGAGGACUUUGAAGAAUCAAGCAUGUCCCUUCCAGAGAACUCUGUGCUAAAAAGCACCGAUUACAAGAUAAAAGAAGAGAAAAAAGAAAAUGAGAGUGAAGAGAGUGAUGAAGAUGAGGAUUGGGAGGAAGUGGAAGAACUGGCAGGACCAUUAGGACCAGCAGUGGAAGACCAAGAACCUGCAGUUCCUUCUCAGCCUGUGGAGAUUGAGAUUGAGACAACUGAGGCCAGACACAAAAGACAGAAAAAGGAGAAGCAGAAAGCUGAGUUUGAGACUUACCUGCGCAGAAUGAUGAAACGUUUCAACAAGGAUAUACAGGAGGAUACACACAAGGUCCAUCUGUUAUGUUUAUUGGCUAGCGGACUGUUCCGGAACCGCAUGUGCUGUGAGCCUGACCUACUGGCCAUCACCUUGUCCUUAAUUCCUGCCCACUUCUCCAUGGUUAUUAAAAAACGUAUCAACACUGUCUUUCUGGAAAGUCUUCUGACGUGGUUUAAAGAGACGUUCACACUAAACCGUGCCCUCCCUGAAGAGAAGGACCUGGGACUGCGAGAGCUGCUGGAGAGACGUUUGGGAAGUCUGUCUGCACGUGACCAUCAGGAGAUGACCUACCUGUUCCUGCUGGUGCUGAGGUCACUGCACAUCUACUGUCGAUUGGUGCUGUCACUACAGCCAUUACCCUUCAAGCCACCAACAAAAAAGGGAAAAGCAGAAACCUCCAGCAGUCCUCCUUCUAAAGAGAAGUCAAACAAAGCUGAUAAAAAGCCACCAGAACCCAAAGUUUCCACAGGGUCCAAACGCCCAUCCUCUUCCAGUACUGAGGGGCAACCGAAGAGGGGAGGAAAGAGACAGAAAAGGAAUGUUGAGGAUGGAGGUGACAAGGAGAAAGAAGCAGGAGGGGGACAAAGGCCAAAAAACACCAAAAGAAGGAGUACUGCAUCAAAAGUUUCAUAUAAAGAAGAUAGCAGUGAGGGGGAAGAGGAGCUUAGUGAAGAGGAUGAGUUUCAUCUGUCCAGCGAGGAUGACAGCGAUAAUUCAGAAUGUGGUGGAAAAAAGUCCAACAAGAAUUCAAAGGCUAAAGGAAAGGGCAAAAGUCACGCUCCACGACGAUCCAGCAAGAUCAAGAAGAGAACGAAGGAGGAGGAGGAGGAGGAAGAAGAAGAAGACCUAGAGGAGGAGCUACAAUGGAAAAAGCAGCGAGGGAAAAGGAGGCAGGGGAAAGGAGAUGAUGAAUGGAUAGAGGUGUACCUGAAAGGGGCAAAGAGAUGGAUAUGUAUUGAUGUUGAUCAAGGGGUGGGGCAACCAGAACUCUGCUCUAAUCAGGCCACUCAUCCAAUUACAUAUGUAGUGGGUGUAGAUGAACACGGUUACCUGAAAGACGUGAGCAGCAGAUACGACCCUACCUGGCUCACGGCAUCACGGAAACGACGCAUCGACUCAGAGUGGUGGGAGGAGACGUUGCGCUUUUACGAGUGUCCCGAUUCUGAACAAAAGAAGGAAGAAGAUGAAGAGCUGCAGGAAAAGUUGAUGGGUCAGCCAUUGCCAAAAGCCAUAUCUGAGUACAAAAACCAUCCUCUGUAUGCACUGGAGAGACACAUGCUGAAGUACGAGGCCCUGUACCCUUCCACUGCCACCAUUCUGGGCUACUGUCGAGGAGAAGCUGUCUAUUCACGGGAUUGUGUUCACACACUGCAUUCAAGAGACACGUGGUUAAAGCAAGCGCGCACUGUCCGACCCGGGGAGAAGCCUUACAAGAUGGUAAAGGGCUUCUCAAACCGGUCCCGGAAAGUCAGGAUGAUGUCUGAGAACAAAGAUGAAAAGGACCUACCCCUGUUCGGCCCCUGGCAGACCGAGGAGUAUCAGCCCCCAGUAGCCAUCAACGGCAAGAUUCCACGUAAUGAAUUUGGAAACGUGUACAUGUUUCAACCGUGUAUGCUGCCAGUGGGAUGUGUGCACCUACAUCUGCCUAAUCUGAACAGAGUGGCUCGAAAACUCAACCUGGAUUGUGCUACUGCUGUAACAGGCUUCGAUUUCCAUGGAGGAUAUUCACAUGCUGUAACUGACGGCUACAUUGUGUGUAAGGAACAUGAAGAGAUUCUGAAAGCUGCCUGGGAAAACGAGCAAGAGAUUCAAAAGAAGAAGGAACAAGAGAAGCGUGAGAAGCGAGCGCUGGCUAACUGGAAGCUGCUGGUGAAAGGGCUGCUGAUUAAAGAGCGGUUGCAGCAGCGUUACGGACAGCAGGGCAUGGCCAAGGACACGGGCAUUGCAAAAGGCGGAGAAGAAGCAGCAGAGGGAUUCUCAUCUGGAGAGGAGGAUGAAGGUGGAGCUCACACGGCUCCACCAUCUCUGACCGUUUCAUGGCCACAGAAUAGGCAAGUGGAGCCGGAAGAAGGAGGAGCUAAAAAGUCUGUCAGUAAGAGGGAGAGACGUGGCCAGCAGAAACAUCUCUUCCCUUUUGAAAAACGUGUGUAAUGUGAUUACUAUUGCUUGCUUUCUCUUGCCUCUCUGUACAUCAGUCUGCUUUCUUUGUCAUCUCUGUAUGCACAACUAAACACAUGGAUUUGUUUCCUUUCCACAGCAGUAUGUCUAACAAGUGUGUCUUUUGUUUCUUUGUCUCUGUCCUUUGGCCACUUUUCCAGCUCAAUCAAAAGGAAACAAACCAACCAAAUAUCCCAUGCAAGAAAUUUUAUACAUUUCCAUGAACAGAAAAGCUGUUUACCUGAAAUUUCUUUACAUGGAAGGGCUAAGGGCAACUGUUGAAGAAAAAUCGAAUUCGUAAUGGUUAUAUUCCAACAAUAAAUGUCUUCAAAUGAGAUAGAAAUUCAAAUAGCAAGUAAUUCUGAUUUAUUCAGAUUUAUUCUGAAAUGGAUUUGUGAUCCAUGUGAAUGAAGCUCUUUAAAAUACAUUGACAACAUUUGUAAUUUCCUCUGAAAUGUGAGCUCCAUCUCUAAAAAAAAAGAGAAUUAUACAGACAUAGAGCUUCACUUUUAGAAAAACUUGUUUAUUAAGUGCCCCAGAAACUGAGCAUUGAUUUCCAAUACUAGUGAGAUUCAACUAAACAGUUUUUAGUAUGUGGAAGCUUGUAAAAUCUCCUGUUUCUGUUAAUUGCCCAUAUAUUUUAUGUGCUUAAUAGAGGGUAGGUUUAAAAACCCUGAGUGUUUCUGUAAAGAUCAACUACAGACCUCUUAAUCCAAUGGUGCUUAUUUGCCGCUAGUGUGUCCGGACCUCAAAAGCUGUCGUGUUACGAGUCUCAACAAUUUCAAUGCUUUAAGUCAGUAUUUUCAGUGAUUACAUGCUGUCUGAUUGAACAACUUCCUCUUACUUCCCCAAAUCCUUACACUGUGCCAGUGACAGGAGGGCAGUAAUAUGUCUAUAUUUCUUAUGUCUAAGAAACCUGAUGGAUGAUUCUUCCACCAAAAAUACUGUAUAACUGUUUAGUCUUUGACACUGAGUUCUUAUAGUCAAUAUACAGAGCAAAUAUCAGAGCUAUUUCACAUUUGAAUAUUAAGUUCAGCUUUCAUCCACAA